This is a messenger RNA of Purpureocillium lilacinum, 2070 nucleotides long. RefSeq lists its product as uncharacterized. NCBI's taxonomy places the organism in Eukaryota, Fungi, Ascomycota, Sordariomycetes, Hypocreales, Ophiocordycipitaceae. The record is from RefSeq and is a predicted model, not a curated record.
AUGCCGUGGAAAGCGACUACUGCCGCCGGGUCAAGGCCUCGUGCCGGCCACAAGUCGAUCCGCGGCCAGAUCUCCGCCCCGAUUCGAAUGCCGGACCGUGAUGACGACGAGUUCCCGAUGCGGGAGCCUGCACAGCCUGGCGCCUUGAUGGCACUCCCUUUGGUGCCCAACACCAACAAUAUUGACAUCUUCGCCGUCUCCAAGGAGCCGACGAAUGACGGUCCUCGGCAACAUGAAAACCCCACGAGUCUCCGACAUGCCGAAAUCGUGGAGUUGAACCACUACGGCGGCGACGUUCGUCCCGCAGGCGCCUCCAACACUCCCUCUGCUUCUGCGCACCGAGAAUCUAGCGGCAUAUUGACGCAAUCGGCGCGAGGGUCCGGUCAUAUGACAACGACCAUUUAUUCGGGAUCGUCAAGGGGAUCACCCCAGCGGAAGAGGUCUACAUUCAAAUCGGCCCUGAGCAAGAUUUUUGGGCGAAAGAAGAGGAAGCAUGACGACUCGGACACAGCAGCUCCAUCUUCCUCACGCACCCCUGGCAAGCCAUCGCACCAGCAUCACCAGAGUGAUCUCACGGGCGGUAAUCGCCCUCUCAAGAAGGUGCAGCCGAAACGGUCUGCUUCCCUCCCCAUUACCGAAUAUGAUCGGGCGCUGCGGUCUCAUUCCAUAGGCCCCGACGAUGUCAUGGCCAUUCAAAGUGCGCGCAACUCCCUCAAUACGAGCGCGAAAUUGGCGGGCAACGCGUUCAGGGACGUGGACGCGGCUCCAACCCGGCCUGCUGGCCCACGCUGGACCGAGGGAAGAAAGUUUACAGGCCUCUCCCCUCGCCCGGCGAGCUCCCAGGACCGAGCCACGCGUCUGGCAGACUUUAGUGAUGAUCCAAACGAGAUUGGCCGUGCCAUUACGAGCGACGGGCGCGGUUUGAGGAGACGUUCACGGAGUUUGUCCGCAUUUCCCGGGCCCGACCACCCCGCCCAUAGCCAUGUCAGGCGACGUAGCGACGAGAUCAGGCACUGGAGGGAAAGUUAUGACCCGCCCAUGUUGUCUCCGACUUCCUUGAUAAGUGCUGCCGAGUCCGAAGAUAUUGGGGUAUUGACCGGCGAUGAGCCCGAGACGAUUGUCGAAGAGCAGCCUCGGACGCCUAUUCAGCCAUUCACAUUCGGCGAUGUCAACGCAAUGAAGGACGUCGCUGGACUCAAAAUCACAGAAGUGGCAAGCCUGAGCUCAAGGGUGGGAGACCUUGAGUCCCAAAUGAGCCACCUGGAGCAGGCGGUGACACAUUUGAGAAAGGCAAAUUCUGGAUUUUACGCUCACGCCGACACCUCUCGCAGUACAACCAGAGAGGUUUCUGCGGCGUCGUUGUCCUACACGGGACAUACUGCUGUCCAUGACAAUGAUCGCAAAAGUUUUACUCGCCCCUCUACACGCCACUCCGACGCCUCGAAAAUGACCUUUGGCGAUGGCCAGUAUCCUCUCGAGGCUGCACCGACUGCAAGCCUUGCCAUACCCCUCCCCAACAACAACAGGCCAACGUCCAUGUCGACCAUCAGAGGUACAGCCAGCAUGCCAUCCAUGACAAAGGAGACCGUUAGCAGCAUUGGCAUAGAUCAUUAUAUGACGGUGAUGGCUCUACUGGAGACAGAGAGGUCUGCGCGAGAAGCGCUGGAGCUCCAGGUCAAAAAGCUCAGCCACCAGCUCAAUAUAAUGAUCAGGAUGCAGCGUGAUGCCCGCGGCUCACAAAGCGACGCGCCCUCUGCAGACCAGUCUCUGGGAGAGAUGUCGGUGUUUGAGCACGACGACGAUGACGAAGACACGUACGGAAGCCACGGAGCAGGAGGAGCCCUGGGACUACGUCUGGGAGACUCUGGCUUCGCCGCUGGCAUCCGCGACGACGACGAGUACACGGAAUCCUUUGCAACGCCCAAUGAAGACAGCAGAGACUAUAACACUUUCGAGGACGAGCAAGAUCUGGGCCUGAAGACAGCUGCACGGGCGCUGUCUCUCUCACGGCUGACGUUAGCAACGGCCCCGUCGGCGACGCUGAACCAGAUCCCGCCACAGGCUAUAUGA